Messenger RNA from Ochlerotatus camptorhynchus, 3354 nucleotides. RefSeq names its product protein partner of snf (gene pps). NCBI's taxonomy places the organism in Eukaryota, Metazoa, Arthropoda, Insecta, Diptera, Culicidae. The transcript is spliced from 3 exons. The coding region runs from base 549 to 3347 and encodes 932 amino acids. Gene Ontology annotation, cellular component: Set1C/COMPASS complex. The record is from RefSeq and is a predicted model, not a curated record.
UCGAAGGCACCACGCAAAAAUUGUUCGCUAGAAGGAAGCAAUUUUCCCUGCCUUCAAAACCCAUUUUCAGAUGCUUUUGGCGUGCCAAAACCUAGCUAGAAACUAUCCUGAACGUAUGCGGAUGCGAAUUCCUGUCGAGGACGGUCCGGAAACCGUAGUUUGAAGUGUGAAAAAGGUACGUGAAAAAAACUUUCCGGGGGCUAACAGCUCCACCACAGGAAGAGAAAGAUGGCGUCCACGGCGAGUUGGCUGUACGAAGUGCAGCAAACGGCAGCGGACACAAAACGGAACGCUGGCGCGGUGGAGGCUUGAUGGGUGCCAGUAGUGAAUCAAAGCAAAAGGAAGGACUAGAGCGUGUGUUCUGGCGGAAGAUUAGAAUGUGGAAAAUGGAAUAUUUUUGUGUGAACAUUGCAGUCACUGCCCAGUGAAGAACCGCGGACAAACUUGAAACGAUUGCGCAAAGUGUUGAGGGUUUGUUUUUGUUGACACUUCUGGGGAGUGUAGAAAAUAAAAAAAAUUAGAUUAUAACGAGAGGUGAACGAAGGGAAAUGUCCAGUUCGGUUUUCAAAGUUUAUCCGCCGUCCCCAACGUCGAGUCGGGAGGAGGAAGGAGUAUUGAACGUUGAAGGGGAAACAUCAGGAGCGGAAACAUCCGGCGGGCCAGGAGUGUUGAAUGCAUCAUCGGUUGAUGAGCAUCUGAAAAUUGAUUCCAAUCUUGUGAUCGUCGUUGGAAAGGAUGGAAGUGUGCAUGUCGAUCAGAAAACUCUGCACAGUUUGCUAGCUAACGAAACCAACGACACUUCAGUAAGUGUUGUUCGUAUUACAUCCCCAACGCCUAGCAUCGAGGCAGAAAUCGAGGAGGAGCGUCGUUUGUUGCAGGAGGAGAAACUUCAGCAGGAGCUUGAAUCCGGUACAGGAUCCAGUGAUAGUGGCUCAGGAGAUUCACCGGAUUCUUCAAAUGCUGCCCCUUCAAGUGGAGUUUCGAAGAAUGAAACUCCCGCGAAUGCAUCGGCGCCAGGUCCAAGUGGAGUGACCACCAGAAGAAGUAAUAAACCUGCAGCUGGCAAGAAAGAGGACGUCAUGCUAGACGACGGAGAUGCUCCGCACGUUAGUAUGAUGAUAGAGAGAUUCUACCCACCAGAAGAAGCGAAAAAGUUUGCGGAAGAAGUGCUAACAUUGGCCGGAUUGCGUAAACCACUUCGUGUGGAGACCAGAAUCGAUUACGAAUUUCAACGAUACGUUAUUGCUAAUGAUCAUUGUUACACUCCGUUGACAUCGCCAAGUCAGAAAUUACCGCCACGACCGUUUUACGAGGAUUUGGACUCGCCGAUCGAAAUUCGAUCCGGUGAUGGUACUGCGGUCGGUGAGACACAUACUACUAUUCAGCAUCCAGCGGCAGAAGGAACCAGUGGCAGAAAGAGAUCCACCAGUAAAGUAUCGCCUCCAACGCCGACCAAUAAAUCUCGACGGAGAAAAUCUGUUCGAGAGGCAAUGAAUGAUGCUGAAGAUUUGCAAAGCAUACUUGAAGGUUCUGAUUCAGAUUAUUCCGACGAUAGCUCUUAUCCGGAAGAAGAUGAUAAUGAUAGCGACUUGGACUUUAGUAUAACUGGAAAGACGCCAAAGAAGCGGAAAUCUAGCUCUCAAAAUAAAACUCCGAAAAGUGUUUCAAAGAAGGAAGAAUCACACGAAUCCAGUAAAAAGAAAGCUACUAAAACACCUAAAAAAUCUGAACCUAAAACACCGAUUUCUAUGCUCAACAAAACCGGUGUUCCGAGAACGUAUGGCCCCAAACGAAAUUUACAACCACCCAUGUCAGGUUCAGCUUCUCCAGCCCCAACACCGGUAGCACCUACACCGGUUAUUGCAGCUGUUACACCUGUUACUGUCCCUCCUCCCGCCCCAGUGACAGUGGUGACGGUGGUUAAGAAAGACAUUAAAAAACCCCCCAAACCAGCUCAUCACGUUGAAGCUCUAUUUAGUGACAUGACUUCACUGUUCUCCACACCGGACAUCAUCAAAAAAGUCGGUUCGGGCCGUCUUGGACAGCACGUCGGAACUCCAACGACAACACCAGUGAUAACACCCAGCACUUCAAAUACGGUUCGAGGCUUCGUGCAGCUUUCGCCAGCCAUAGUGAGAGGACCGCAAAAACUACCGGCCCAUAUUUCAAUUCAAACCCACACGAGUGCUUCCGAAGAACACGACAAACGAUUAGAUCUCAUUGAUUCGAUUGUUCAGGAAGAACUGAACCAUCCGGAUCCAAAGCUUCCGUUACAGCAACCCACCAUGACGGAGGAUAUUGUGAAAAUGUUGGAAAAUAACCUCCCUCCUGGUGGUGUUCAGGAGCCUGUUCUCCCUAUUACAGACAACAGUAUUCUGGCUGCUCUUGGGUCCAAUGACGACGGUCUUCCGGAAGAUCUCCUUCAACACGUCGCCGAACUUGCUGAACACAAAGAACUGCAGGAAAUUCUCGAUAAACAAGUUCUAGGAGUCAUAGGAACCGACAAUUCGAUCUCAUCUGCGGCUUCUAUACCUACCCCGUUAACUUCUGCAAUGAACCCAAUUUCAAUUACGCAGCAAAUGCAGCCAUCCACUCCCACUCAUAGUACCCCGUCGUCAGCGAAUCCAGAAUCGCUACCAACGAUGACCGUUAAAGAGCAACUCAUGCCCCGAAAGGAAUCCAUUCAAAUCCGACGAAGUGAUGGUCGGAUCAUCACUUUACCACCCAUCGAAGCUCCCGCCACCCGGUCUGCGAAACGUCGUGCUCAAGCUGGAUCCAGUUCUACUGUGUCACCCGCUCCGGUGUCGGUUGCGCCUCAUACCACAAUAGCUCCUUCUGGGAGCUUUACACCGUCACCUUCCGGCCAUCAUCCGAAAUCUUCAAAACAAUCAAUAAAGCUCAAUACAGGAGCUGUAUCGUACGAUGACGGAUCGGGAAGCUUGAUGAUUGAUGAAUCUCGAAGCAAAGGUAAUAGGAGUGGAACCUCCAGCAGAAGAACUUCGGAAUCUUCAUCCACAUCUGGUCGCGGUAAGCGGCAGAGCACGGUCGCUGUCGCUGCAGCUGUUGCCCCUGCUGUCGAUGACGAUGCUGAAUCGGAUGAAAGUUGGAAUUCGGAAGACGAUCCGGAUAGACUAUGGUGCAUUUGCAUGCAGCCGCACAACAACCGUUUCAUGAUCUGCUGCGACACAUGCGAAGAAUGGUUCCAUGGCAAGUGCGUCAACGUCACCAAAGCCAUGGGUCAGCAGAUGGAAGAGGACGGCGUCGAAUGGAGCUGCCCCAACUGCUCCAAAAAGAAGCAGGAAAAGCAGGUAAGAACCAAUACUCGAUUGCACGUAGUAUUAGUCUGAUUAGGGA